This is a messenger RNA of Chironomus riparius, 2946 nucleotides long. The record is from the annotation of a GenBank genome assembly. Lineage: Eukaryota; Metazoa; Arthropoda; Insecta; Diptera; Chironomidae.
UGUAAAUAAAGAUUUUAAAUAAAUGCUGUUAAUAAAAUUGUAAAGAAAAGUUAAAUUUAUAUUAAUUAUGUUAAUAAGUGAGUAUACAAAUCGAGAUGAGAUACUAUUGGAAGCAUCGAAAGAGCUACGAAAGCAUGAGAUUAAAAUUAGAUGUGAAAAACAUCAAAAACACUUGGAAAAUAAGCGUCGAAUGAAUAAAAAGAUGUUUAAAAUUCAAUUAAAUCAUCAGGCUGUUGAUAAUGCAUUAUUCAGUAAUGGACAAUGUUCAGCAGUCCCACGUUUUGUGCUCCAAGCAUGCCAGAAAAUACAAAAGGAGAGCAAAACGGAAGGAAUUUUUCGCAAAACUGGAAGUGUCAAAAAGCAACAGGAAAUAAAAGAUUACUUAGAGAACGGAGGAUCAUUGAAUGAUAAGCACUUCAAUGUAAUUGACAUAGCAAAUUUAUUAAAAAAGUAUUUUCGAGAGCUGCCUGAACCGUUGAUUCCACAAGGAACGAUUCAAGAUACGUUAAUCAAGUCCUUGAUUUAUUGUACAAAAUAUGAGGACAAAGUUGAAGCUCUACUGAUGACUUGCAUGUUCCUGUCACCAAUAGCCGUUAAUACACUGGCAUAUUUUCUACAAUUCCUUGAAGUCAUCAUAAAGCACUCGUCAGAAAACUUUAUGACACUUGAUAAUUUAGUCAAAGUUUUAACACCAACAAUCAUGCCACUUCCAUUAAAUGCUCCAGAGAAACGCUUACAGUCACAUUUUAAAGUCCUGGAAUUGCUCAUUGAAAAUGCCAAUUUAAUUGGUGUCAUUCCUGACAGAAUGAUUAAACGAGACGAUUUAAAUGCUGUUCCAAUGACAGACGAUCGUAAAAAGAAGAAGCAACGUCGCAGUGGGUCCUUAAAUCGAGUCUUUACCAAUAUCAAAAAGAAGCUUGUUGGGACUCUGGGGUCAUCUGAAAGUCUCGACAAGUCGCAUGAAAAUACGAUUGAGGAUAUAACGAUGAUGACACCAAAUGUCACAAAGUCUACUAAGAAACGUCGAUUGGAGAAACUUGAUGUGCUGGCCUUUAGUUCCAAGAAAAAGAAAGACCCAAUACCAAUGAUGUUAACAUCACUGCCUGAAAUAGACGAUUCGCCAUAUGCUCAAAGGAAACCUGAAAAUAAAAACAGCUUAGGGGAAGUAAAUCAGUCAAAUGUAUCGCCAAAGGUACGACGUCAUAGUUUGGCACCAAAUACGCUUACGAGAAAUAAACAAGUUGUACCUUUACAGGAGAACAAAACUAAUGAGACAGUACUUAAUCGUCGAUAUGAAGAAUAUGUGCGAGUUCCAAAAAGUGAAUAUGAAGCAUUCAAGACACGAUUAAAUUGCAUUGAGACAAAAAUAACGCACGAGUUUAAUAUAGUCAAACUUAAUUCAGUUAAAGCUGAAUUGGGCAAGAAAAAAUUUAAUGGACCACAGCAAGUUGAAAAUAAAUUUCAUGAGACUUUGCAUGAAGUUGAAAAGAUUGGUGAUUCAGAACGAAAAACUGAACAGCUUGCAAAACGUCUAAGUCGUGAAUUAAAGAUUCGUCCACAGCUUGAAAAUCCAGUCAUUCGAUCACCAAGUGCACGUAAAAUUGGAAGUUUACGAAGACGUCAAGAGAAAACCACGAGAUUAUCUCGUACUCAGUCAUGGCAUUUAGGUCCAUCUGCCUUAAAUCCAAAAGUUGAAGAAAGUCCAGAGAAAAAUAAGACUUUGACCUCAUCAUUAAGUUUCUAUCCAAAACCAACUUUAAAACGAGCACGUUUAGUCGAUUCUGGACUUAUUCAAGAAACAAAGACACUGCCAAUAAUUCCACAGUCAAUAGAAAAAGUUAAGCCUGAAAAACCAGCCAGAAAGUCAAUAAGCUUAAAUGUUAAUCAAAUUGCAUCAGAAGUUUGGAUGCCUGCAACGGAUUUUUUCAACAAUACAAAAAGUAUUUCAAGUAAUGAGAAUGAAAACAAAGUACCGGACAUAAUGUUUAAGACACCAAAUCGACCGAAUAGGAAAUUUACUGUUGCUAAUGAAUUUGACAUGAACAAGACUCCAAUGCUGCCACCGAAAAUAACUCCCAACCGGAAGUACACACCAAUGAGCGAUAAAAAAACACCGUCAACGAAUAGAACAAUGAUGUUAACUCCAUCAAUGAGCAAUGAAUCACGCGAAGGACGAGCCUCUAUUAUUCAAAUAAGAAAUCAAAAUGCUGGCAUGGUCGCUCAAAAGGCGAAAUUAUUUGAUGACUUGUCUGCUGACUUGACAAAAAGUGUCGAUCGAUCAAUUAAAAUUCCUCGUGUCAUAAUUAAUAAAAAACUUGAGAAUAUAAAGAAUAUGAAUAUGGAUAUGACACAAAAUCAAGUGUCAUCGAAUUCGACACAUAGUCCACGAAGAAGUUCAAGAUCGCCUGGUAUAAAUCGUCGAAUGAAUUUAAGGAUAUCAACUCAAUCUCCUGUACUUAAAACAAUUAAGGAAAAUGCUACUGACAACCGUAGCAAUAGAGUGAAUCUGCUUAAAUCGGAUGUCCUUAAUGAAAUUGCAUCGCCAAGAAACCGAAAAGUUUUGUCACAAAGCAACACGCCACGACGAAACAGCAAGACACCGAAAAAAUCAAGUACAAAAAAGCACCGAACGCCUCGUUCUUCGUCUAAAAAGUCCAUGCGACGACAUCAAAUCUCGUUCGAUUAAUUAAUUAAGUUUUUUUAACAUGUCUAUUUGAUUAACCUUAGACUGUAGCUUGGAUAUAAAUCCAAUAACAUAUAUUUAAUUAGAUUAUAUUCGAUUCCAUAUAGAACAGAUUUUUAUCUAUCCUUUAAGUAAUUUCUCAUGAUUUUGUUAUAUAAUCAGUUCUGUAUAUCUGCUGCUUUUAAUCUAAUCAUAGCAUUUUAUUUUUUUUUGCCUUCUUUUAAAUGCCAUAUCUAUGUUGAGAAUGUAACAACAAUAAUGAG